Messenger RNA from Chrysemys picta bellii (western painted turtle), 5692 nucleotides. It is a transcript of the gene EPHA8, whose product is annotated as EPH receptor A8. The record is from RefSeq and is a predicted model, not a curated record. Gene Ontology annotation, biological process: ephrin receptor signaling pathway; axon guidance; protein phosphorylation. Gene Ontology annotation, cellular component: dendrite; plasma membrane. Gene Ontology annotation, molecular function: protein binding; transmembrane-ephrin receptor activity; ATP binding. Lineage: Eukaryota; Metazoa; Chordata; Testudines; Emydidae.
CAAGAGUGUGGAAAGUGCAGCCGGCUCGGCUGGGCUCUGCCGAACCCCCCGGCCAGCGCCCGCAGGAGCCCGGCCGGGCGGGCUGCCCCGUCCCCGCCGCGCCGCGCCGCGCACCAUGGCCCGGCCGCCCCCGCUCUCCCUGCUCCUCGCCAUCGCCGCCUGUGCCGCGGCCGCCACCAGCGAAGUGAACUUGCUGGACACAGCAAUGAUCCCCGGGGACUGGGGCUGGCUGACCUACCCAUCGCACGGGUGGGAUUCCAUCAACGAAAUGGAUGAAUUUUUCAGCCCUAUCCACACCUACCAGGUCUGUAAUGUCAUGACCCCGAACCAGAACAACUGGCUGCGCAGCAAUUGGGUCCAACGGGACGGUGCCCGUCGGGUUUAUGCUGAGAUCAAGUUCACCCUGCGGGACUGUAACAGUAUGCCAGGGGUGCUGGGCACCUGCAAGGAGACGUUCAACCUCUACUACCUGGAGUCUGACCGGGACCUGGGCACCAGCACCCGGGAGAGCCAGUUUGUGAAGAUCGAUACCAUAGCAGCCGACGAGAGCUUCACCAGCGUAGACCUGGGGGUCAGGCGGCUCAAGCUCAACACCGAGGUGCGGGGCGUGGGACCCCUGAGCAAGCGGGGCUUUUACCUGGCUUUCCAGGACAUCGGGGCCUGCAUUGCCAUCGUGUCCGUCCGGGUAUACUACAAGAAGUGCCCCGCGAUGGUCAGGAACCUGGCGUCCUUCUCCAAGGUGGUGACCGGGGCGGACUCCUCCUCCUUGGUGGAGGUGCGGGGCGAGUGUGUGAGGCACUCUGAGGAGAGAGACACCCCUAAAAUGUACUGCAGUGCGGAGGGGGAAUGGCUGGUACCCAUUGGGAAAUGUGUGUGCAGCGCCGGCUACCAAGAGCAGAGGGAUUCCUGUGUGGCCUGCGAGUUGGGAUUUUACAAGUCAGCCCCUGGUGACCAGCUGUGUGCAAAGUGCCCCCUGCACAGCUACUCAGAGAGCCGGGCUGCACAGGUGUGCCGCUGUGACAGCAGCUACUACCGGGCAGCACAAGAUCCCCCGUCUGCUGCCUGCACGCGGCCCCCCUCUGCUCCUGUGAACCUGGUCUCCAGUGUGAAUGGCACCUCGGUGACACUGGAGUGGGCUCCACCCCUGGACAAGGGGGGGCGCACUGAUAUCACGUACAACGUGGUCUGCAGGCGCUGCACGUGGGACCUGGGCCAGUGCGAGGCAUGCGGCGGUGGGAUCCGCUUUGUUCCCCAGCAGAUGAGCCUGGGGCAGGCUGCCCUCACCGUGGCCAACCUCAUGGCCCACAUGAACUACUCCUUCUGGGUGGAAGCUGUCAACGGCGUGUCCAACCUCAGCCUGGAGCCCAAGAGAUUUGCCGUUGUCAACAUCACCACGAACCAGGCAGCCCCAUCCCAGGUGGUGGUUCUUCGCCAGGAGAACACGGGUCAGAACAGCGUCACGCUGCUGUGGCAUGAGCCGGACCAACCCAACGGCAUCAUCCUGGAGUAUGAGGUCAAGUACUACGAGAAGGACAAGGAAAUGCAGAGUUACUCCACGCUAAAAUCCAAAGGCACAAGUGCGACUGUCUCUGGGCUCAAGCCUGCAACCCGCUACAUCUUCCAGGUUCGGGCCCGGACCUCUGCUGGCUGUGGGAGGUUCAGCCAGAUGGUGGAGGUGGAGACCGGGAAAGCAAUAGCUCUCAGGUACGACACCAUGACGAUCAUCUGGAUCUGCCUGACCCUGAUAACUGGCCUUGUAAUCCUGCUGGUGGUUCUGAUCUGCAAGAAGAGGCACUGUGGUUACAGCAAGGCUUUCCAGGACUCAGAUGAGGAGAAGAUGCACUAUCAGAAUGGCCAGGUGAAGUUCCCCACGUCAAAGUUCUACGUGGACCCUCACACGUACGAGGACCCCUGCCAAGCCGUGCACGAGUUCACACGAGAGAUCGAGGCCUCCAGGAUUAAAAUUGAGAAAGUCAUUGGGUCCGGAGAAUCUGGGGAGGUGUGUUAUGGCCACCUGAAAGUGCCAGGGAAGAGGGAGCUUCCCGUGGCCAUCAAGGCUUUGAAAGCAGGUUACACGGAGAAGCAGAGACGGGACUUCCUGAGCGAGGCCAGCAUCAUGGCGCAGUUCGACCACCCCAACGUUAUCCACCUGGAGGGUGUGGUCACCAGGAGCAAAUUGGUAAUGAUUGUAACCGAAUACAUGGAGAACGGCUCACUAGAUUCCUUUCUCCGGAAACACGACGGUCAGUUCACCAUCAUCCAGCUGGUAGGCAUGCUGAGGGGCAUUGGUGCCGGCAUGAGAUACCUCUCCGAUCUGGGCUACGUGCACCGGGACCUGGCUGCCCGUAACGUUCUUGUUAACAGCAACUUGGUCUGCAAGGUGUCCGACUUCGGCCUGUCGAGAAUCCUCGAGGAUGAUCCGGACGCUGCCUACACCACCACGGGGGGGAAGAUCCCCAUCCGCUGGACGGCCCCCGAGGCCAUCGCGUACCGCACGUUCUCCUCAGCCAGCGACGUAUGGAGCUACGGCGUCGUCAUGUGGGAGGUGUUGGCCUACGGGGAGCGGCCCUACUGGAACAUGACCAACAGGGAUGUCAUUAACUCAGUGGAGGAGGGCUACCGCCUGCCUGCCCCCAUGGGCUGCCCUACAGCCCUGCACCAGCUCAUGCUGGACUGCUGGCAGAAGGAUCGCAGCGAGCGGCCACGCUUCUCCCAGAUCGUCAGCAUCCUGGACAAGCUCAUCCGCAACCCUGAGAAUCUCAAGUGCACAGCCACGGUGAACCGGUUCACCCAAACUCCCUUUGACAGAGGCGUCUUUGAUUUCACGAGCUGUUUUACCGUGGAGGACUGGCUGGAGUCCAUCAAACUGGGGCGCUAUCGGGAGAACUUCGCCAUGGCCGGGUAUUCCUCGCUGGGGAUGGUGAUGCGGAUGAACAUCGAUGACGUUCGGAGCCUGGGGAUCACCCUCAUGGGGCACCAGAAGAAGAUCCUGAGCAGCGUCCAAAUCAUGAGGUCUCAGCUGCUGAACACCAGUGUCCCCAGGCGGCAUCUCUAAUGGCCAGCUCCCCAGACCCAGCAGCCGGCGUUCCGAAAGCACCGAUCCUGGCAGAGCGGCGAGCACAGCCGGCGGGAGACGCGCCGAGCCAGAACCUCGAGUCUCUGUGGCUUUCCGUUGCCUUGCUGGGAUUCGCGCUCCGGGUACAUCGCUGAAUCUCCUGGCUCCAGCGCAGGGCAGGCCACUCCCUUUUCCAUCCUGGGUCCCUGCUGGGCCGGGGCUCCUAGCCUGGCCUCGCUAGGGGCAGUGCAAUAGAAGGGGCGCACCGCCCAGGCAGGGCCCGGCAAAGGGAGUCGCACUGACUAACAGCCGGGCAAGUCUCUUCCGUGUGCUGCUGCCGACUGUGUCUGAGCUGCGGUUGUACUGCCUGGAGGCUUAGCUGGAGCUCUGAGCCCUGCAAGGCCUCCCACACCAUUGCAUGGCAGAGACAGCCAAGUGCCUGCUCCCACCACCCUGCUCUACCCAGGACCUCCAGACCAGCCCCUCCAGGGUCAUUGCCCUGCUCUCAGAAGGGUCACUGGAAAACCGGACGUCUUGAGCCUCCUGCAGUAGUUUCUGCUGGUGCUGUGAGCAGACGGGACUUCCUUGGCGCUGGGAAGAGGGGCCCGGAGCGCUGGCGCGUGCUCGGGGAGAUGUGAGAAGUGCUGUCAAAGGAGAACCCGGAACCAGCUAGGAAGUCACCACUUCCUGAAUGUACCGGCACUGAACCUAGCGCAGGCAGGCCAGGGCCAGGGAAGAGCAUGUGUCUGAGGGCUACACGCUCAGGUUUCCCCCCCGAGCCCCAACAGAGCAGAGGCCAGGCUUCUGCCGCAUGAGGGGCCGCGUCCCCUCUCACGGUCCUGUCAUGUCUUCUUCCGGGUCCGAGGGGGGUUUAAUGAACUCUCAUAUUGCCUAAAACCAGCCAGGGGCUGCCAGCAGCCAGUCUGCCUUGCUGUGCUAACAGCCAAGCCUCCCCUGGAGGCCGUCACCAGCGGCACCGCUCCCAGCAGCACGCCAACCUGCGAACACACGAGGCCCCCGCCCGAGGCUCUGCUCAGCUGUCACAUCCUGGCUGCCCAGCAGGUGAGGGUUUCUCCAGGCCACCCUGCCAGGAGCUGCACCAGCUCCUUGCUUGCGCCCCCUGUUGGUGAGCGUGCCCCCGGAAGGCAGCAGGCCAGUGCGCCGAGGUGGUUGGACGCGCUGAGCUGUCCCGAGGCAGAGAUGUGCUCGAAGCGGAGGGACUGGCGCAGGCUGGAGAGGAAAGCCGGCCUCUUGCUCCCCUUUGUAAAUACGAUUUUCUACCAUGUUCAAAGCUGGUUUACUACAUCGGACUUUAGACACGCAAAAAUGGUCUCAAAGCACAGAAAGCCCAGCCCAGGGGCUGGCCGCGCUGCCAAGACUCUUCAAGGGGGCGUGUAGCCGGAGCUCGCUGAGGGACCCCACUCCUUGGGGCAGGGGAGAAGAGCUCCUCCCGACGCUGCUGUUACUCGUGCGUCUGAGACCCACGCCGCCGAUCCGCUCUCAGUGACAGCAGAGGAACUCCAGAGUCGCUCCGGCGGUUCCAGUGGAGAUCCUCUGGAUUUACAUCAGCACGUGUGACAGCGGGAUUUGGCCCGAGGUCGCCUCCCAGCAGCGCCAGAGAAACUGGAGGAUGGUGGGAUGUGGGGGGAGGGGGUUAAAGCCAUUUUCCAGUCUGCAAUAAUCCUGCCUAAACUGAACCCUCCCGGGCUUGGUUUAGUUUUCUAUCCAGGGCGUCUACAUCUCAAUUCUACUCUGGGACUAUGUCGUGGGCACCCUACUGCUUCCUAUGGAAGCUCUUCCGACGAGGGCUAGAUGCAGUAUGUGGCCCUAGUUCCAUUCCACCCUCUGUGCACUCAGACCCCUCACGCACCAAUCCUGGGGGCUGUGUACUCGGAGUCUACGCCUGCGGCACACGGAACGCCCCGGGGGAGGGUGCCGGCCGGGCCUUACCCGCCCUACAGCACACGGAACGCCUUGGGGGGAGGGUGCCGGCCGGGCCUUACCCGCCCUGCGGCAUACGGAAUGCCUAGGCGAGGAGGGUGCCAGCUGGGCCUUACCUGCUCUGCGGCACACAGAAUGCCUGGUGGGGAGGGUGCCGGCUGGGCCUUACCCACCCUGCGGCACACAGAAUGCCUGGUGGGGAGGGUGCCGGCUGGGCCUUACCCACCCUGCGGCACACAGAAUGCCUGGUGGGGAGGGUGCCGGCUGGGCCUUACCCGCCCUGCGGCACACGGAACGCCCCGGGGGAGGGUGUCGGCUGGGCCUUACCCGCCCUGCGGCACAUGGCAGGUAUAAGGGUUGGGGGGUUCUGGAUAGAUCCUGGUUCCCGGAGGGCAGAGGGUUGGUGGAUGGUCCCUGGUCCCUAGGGACAGGGGGGUUGCUGGAUGGGCCCUGGUACCCAGGGAUGGGGUUGCUGGACAGCCCCAACCCCUCGGGACGGGAAUUGCUGGACAGGACCUGGUCCCAGAGGAUGGGGGUUGCUGGCCAGGUGCUGGUGCCUGGAAGAGGAGUGUUGCUGGAUGGGCCCUGGUCCCCAGGGACAGAGCGUUGCUAGAUGGCCCUUGCCUCUCUCUUCCUUGCCCUUGUUUUAUGGUCAGAGUCUGCACCUCUUCCCGGACAAUAAAACUCUUCCCAUUG